UUUUCUUCUCACCCUGCAUAGAGGUGUGGUUGGAAGCAGCAAUAAACUACCCACCCCCUAGCAGUUUCACAGAGGUGGCCUCUUCCAGGCUCCAGUCAGAAGACAGACUAUCUGGAGGAGUCCCCAAAGAGUGUUCCAAUUGGUGGUGUGUGCCUAAGGAAGGCUUUUUCAACUAGUAGGAUGCCUGUCUGCACCUGCGGCCACCCAACUGCUGAAGAGCUCGAAGUCCAGUGCUCCGCCUUCCCCCAGGACCGUUCCCCAGUGUGAGGGCACACCUAUGCCUGUGUGUGUGCAGGUGUGCGCUGCAAGGGGGCUUGGCUUGGAACCUUGGUACAUUGUAGUGAAUUAUGGGUGCUGCAGAGGCUGGAGCAAGAUUAUGACCUAGCUUGGGGGCGGAGUGGAUUAUCUUGUGAGUGUUCUGGCUGCCAGCCAUUGCCCUGGUGGGGAAAAUUGCAUCCCCAGAUAGCUGUAAAACCACCUGGAUUGCUGCUGAGUGGAAACUGAUCCUCUGCAACAGCUUCUGCUGAUUUCCUCUGCAAAAUGGCUCACGCUGCUGCUUCUAUUAAAAAAGUUCGAGAGGCUGAACUGGAUGAAAAGGAAAAAAAUCUUGAGAGAGAGAGGAAAAAACAACGGAAAAUCCCCAGGGAACGGAUGGAACGGAAAAGAAAGUCUGACAGCAAUGCAAGCUUCCUUCGCGCUGCCAGAGCAGGCAACCUGGACAAAGUAGUGGAAUAUCUGAAGGGGGGCAUAGACAUCAACACCUGCAAUCAGAAUGGACUCAAUGCUCUCCAUCUGGCUGCCAAGGAAGGCCACGUGGGUCUGGUUCAGGAGCUGCUGGGAAGAGGGUCCUCUGUGGAUUCUGCCACUAAGAAGGGAAAUACCGCUCUUCACAUUGCAUCUUUGGCUGGACAAGCAGAAGUUGUCAAAGUUCUUGUUAAGGAAGGAGCCAAUAUUAAUGCACAGUCUCAGAAUGGCUUUACUCCUUUAUACAUGGCUGCCCAAGAGAACCACAUUGAUGUUGUAAAAUAUUUGCUGGAAAAUGGAGCUAAUCAGAGCACUGCUACAGAGGAUGGCUUCACUCCUCUGGCAGUGGCACUCCAGCAAGGACACAACCAGGCGGUGGCCAUUCUCCUGGAGAAUGACACCAAGGGGAAAGUAAGGCUGCCAGCUCUGCAUAUUGCAGCUAGGAAAGACGACACCAAGUCUGCCGCACUCCUGCUUCAGAACGACCACAACGCUGACGUACAAUCCAAGAUGAUGGUGAAUAGGACAACUGAGAGUGGAUUUACCCCUUUGCACAUAGCUGCACACUAUGGAAACGUCAACGUGGCAACUCUUCUUCUAAACCGGGGAGCUGCUGUGGACUUCACAGCCAGGAACGGAAUCACUCCUCUUCAUGUGGCUUCCAAAAGGGGAAACACAAACAUGGUGAAGCUCUUACUGGAUCGAGGCGGUCAGAUCGAUGCCAAAACUAGGGAUGGGUUGACACCACUUCAUUGUGCUGCACGAAGUGGUCAUGACCAAGUGGUGGAACUUCUGUUGGAACGGGGUGCUCCUUUACUGGCAAGGACUAAGAAUGGGCUGUCUCCACUUCACAUGGCUGCACAGGGGGACCACGUGGAAUGUGUGAAGCACUUGUUACAGCACAAGGCGCCUGUUGAUGAUGUCACCCUAGACUACCUGACGGCCCUCCACGUUGCUGCACACUGUGGCCACUACCGUGUAACCAAACUCCUUCUGGACAAGAGAGCCAAUCCAAACGCCAGAGCCCUGAAUGGUUUUACUCCACUGCACAUUGCCUGCAAGAAAAACCGCAUCAAAGUCAUGGAACUGCUGGUGAAAUAUGGGGCUUCAAUCCAAGCUAUCACAGAGUCUGGCCUCACACCAAUACAUGUGGCUGCCUUCAUGGGCCACUUGAACAUUGUCCUCCUUCUGCUGCAGAACGGAGCCUCUCCAGAUGUCACUAACAUUCGUGGGGAGACAGCACUGCACAUGGCAGCCCGGGCAGGGCAGGUGGAAGUGGUCCGAUGCCUCCUGAGAAACGGUGCCCUUGUCGACGCCAGAGCCAGGGAGGAACAGACACCUUUGCAUAUUGCCUCCCGCCUGGGUAAGACAGAAAUUGUCCAGCUGCUUCUACAACACAUGGCUCAUCCAGAUGCAGCCACUACAAAUGGGUACACACCACUGCACAUCUCUGCCCGGGAAGGCCAGGUAGAUGUGGCAUCAGUCCUCUUGGAAGCAGGAGCAGCCCACUCUUUAGCCACCAAGAAGGGUUUUACACCCCUGCAUGUGGCAGCCAAGUAUGGAAGCCUGGAUGUGGCAAAACUUCUCUUGCAACGCCGUGCUGCUGCAGAUUCUGCAGGAAAGAAUGGCCUUACCCCACUCCAUGUUGCGGCUCAUUAUGACAACCAGAAGGUGGCGCUGCUGUUACUGGAGAAGGGUGCUUCCCCUCAUGCCACUGCCAAGAAUGGCUAUACUCCUUUACACAUUGCUGCCAAGAAGAAUCAAAUGCAGAUAGCUUCCACACUCUUGAACUAUGGAGCAGAGACUAACAUUGUGACAAAGCAAGGUGUAACUCCACUCCAUUUGGCCUCGCAGGAGGGGCACACAGAUAUGGUCACCUUGCUUCUGGAUAAGGGAGCCAAUAUCCACAUGUCAACCAAGAGUGGACUCACAUCCUUACACCUUGCAGCCCAGGAAGACAAAGUGAAUGUUGCUGAUAUCCUAACUAAGCAUGGAGCUGACCAGGAUGCUCAUACAAAGCUUGGUUACACUCCUUUAAUUGUGGCCUGUCACUAUGGAAACGUGAAAAUGGUCAACUUUCUUCUGAAGCAGGGAGCAAAUGUUAAUGCAAAAACCAAGAACGGCUACACACCUUUGCACCAGGCCGCCCAGCAGGGCCACACGCACAUCAUCAACGUCCUGCUCCAGCACGGGGCCAAGCCCAACGCCACCACUGCGAAUGGCAACACUGCCUUGGCGAUUGCUAAGCGUCUGGGCUACAUCUCCGUGGUCGACACCCUGAAGGUUGUGACUGAGGAGGUCACCACCACCACCACCACUAUCACGGAAAAACACAAGCUAAAUGUUCCUGAGACGAUGACUGAGGUUCUUGAUGUUUCUGAUGAAGAGGGUGAUGACACAAUGACAGGUGAUGGGGGAGAAUACCUUAGGCCUGAGGACCUAAAAGAACUGGGUGAUGACUCACUCCCCAGCAGUCAGUUCCUGGAUGGUAUGAAUUACCUGCGAUACAGCUUGGAGGGAGGACGAUCUGACAGCCUUCGAUCCUUCAGUUCCGACAGGUCUCACACGCUGAGCCAUGCCUCCUACCUGAGGGACAGUGCCGUGAUUGACGACUCAGUUGUGAUCCCUAGUCACCAGGUGUCAAAUCUAGCCAAGGAGGCAGAAAGGAAUUCUUACCGUCUGAGCUGGGGCACUGAGCAUUUAGACAACGUGGCUCUUUCUUCCAGCCCUAUUCAUUCAGGCCGCACCUCUCCAUGUCUUGAUCGUGACAACAGCAGUUUCCUGGUUAGUUUUAUGGUGGAUGCCCGAGGCGGUGCUAUGCGAGGAUGCAGACACAAUGGGCUCAGAAUCAUUAUUCCACCUCGGAAAUGCACUGCCCCAACGCGUGUCACCUGCCGACUGGUCAAACGCCAUAGAUUGGCGACAAUGCCUCCAAUGGUGGAAGGAGAGGGCCUGGCCAGUCGCCUGAUCGAAGUCGGACCUUCUGGUGCUCAGUUCCUUGGUAAACUUCACCUGCCAACGGCUCCUCCCCCACUUAAUGAGGGAGAAAGUUUGGUCAGCCGCAUCCUUCAGCUGGGGCCUCCUGGAACCAAAUUCCUUGGGCCUGUGAUCGUGGAGAUCCCUCACUUUGCGGCCCUUCGAGGAAAGGAGAGGGAACUGGUGGUCCUGCGCAGUGAGAAUGGGGACAGCUGGAAAGAGCAUUACUGCGAAUACACUGAAGACGAAUUGAAUGAAAUCCUUAAUGGCAUGGAUGAAGUGCUGGAUAGCCCAGAAGACCUAGAAAAGAAACGCAUCUGCCGCAUCAUCACCCGUGACUUCCCACAGUACUUUGCAGUGGUGUCACGUAUCAAACAGGACAGCAACCUGAUUGGCCCAGAGGGAGGCGUGUUGAGCAGCACAGUGGUGCCCCAAGUGCAGGCCGUCUUCCCAGAGGGGGCACUAACCAAGCGGAUCCGCGUAGGCCUGCAGGCUCAACCUAUGCACACUGAGCUGGUUAAGAAGAUCCUAGGCAACAAAGCUACCUUCAGCCCUAUAGUCACAUUGGAACCUAGAAGAAGAAAAUUCCAUAAGCCAAUUACCAUGACUAUUCCUGUCCCCAAAGCUUCAAGUGAUGUUAUGUUGAAUGGUUUUGGGGGAGAUGCACCAACCUUAAGAUUACUAUGCAGCAUAACAGGUGGAACCACUCCUGCUCAGUGGGAAGAUAUUACAGGAACUACGCCAUUAACAUUUGUCAAUGAAUGUGUUUCCUUUACAACCAACGUGUCUGCCAGGUUCUGGCUGAUAGAUUGUCGACAGAUCCAGGAAUCUGUUACCUUUGCAUCACAAGUGUACAGAGAAAUUAUCUGUGUACCUUACAUGGCCAAAUUUGUAGUGUUUGCCAAAUCACAUGACCCCAUUGAAGCCAGGUUGAGAUGUUUCUGCAUGACUGAUGAUAAAGUGGAUAAGACCCUUGAACAACAAGAAAACUUUGCUGAGGUGGCCAGAAGCAGGGAUGUGGAGGUAUUAGAAGGAAAACCCAUCUAUGUUGAUUGUUUUGGCAACCUGGUGCCAUUAACCAAGAGUGGCCAACAUCAUAUAUUCAGUUUUUUUGCCUUCAAAGAAAACAGACUUCCUCUCUUUGUCAAGGUACGAGAUACCACUCAGGAACCUUGCGGACGACUAUCAUUUAUGAAGGAGCCAAAAUCCACAAGAGGCCUGGUGCAUCAAGCUAUUUGCAACUUAAACAUCACCCUGCCGAUUUAUACAAAGGAAUCAGAGUCAGAUCAAGAACAGGAGGAAGAGAUCGAUAUGACAUCAGAAAAAAAUGCACAGGAUGAGCAAGAACGGAUCGAGGAAAGGCUGGCUUAUAUUGCUGAUCACCUUGGCUUCAGCUGGACAGAAUUAGCAAGAGAACUGGAUUUUACUGAGGAGCAAAUUCAUCAAAUUCGAAUUGAGAACCCAAACUCUCUUCAAGACCAGAGUCAUGCACUAUUGAAGUACUGGCUAGAAAGGGAUGGGAAACAUGCUACAGAUACCAGCCUCAUUGAAUGUCUCACCAAGAUCAACCGAAUGGAUAUUGUUCAUCUGAUGGAGACCAGCACAGAACCUCUACAGGAGCGCAUCAGUCAUAGCUAUGCAGAAAUUGAACAGACCAUUGCACUGGAUCAUAGCGAAGGGUUCUCAGUCCUUCAGGAGGAGCUACGCACUGCACAGGACAAGCAGACAGAGGAGCAAGCUGUUUCUAAAGAAAGCGAGCCCUGUGAUCACCCUCCCAUCGUCUCCGAGGAAGACAUUUCUGUCGGUUAUUCCACUUUUCAGGAUUCCAUCCCCAAAACUGAGGGGGACGGCUCAGUAACAGCACCUUUUCCCCAAACUCAUGAGGAGCAAGUUCAACAGGAUUUCUCAGGGAAAAUGCAAGACCUGCCUGAAGAGUCAUCUCUUGAAUAUCAGCAGGAAUACUUUGUGACAACCCCAGGAACAGAAGUGUCAGAGACUCAGAAGGCUACAGUAGUACCUGACUCUCCCAGCAAGACACCUGAGGAAAUUAGUACCCCUCCUGAGGAGGAGCGGCUGUACCUCCAGACCCCACCAUCGAGCGAGCGCAGAGGCUCUCCCAUUGUACAAGAACCUGAGGAGCCCCCAGAGCACAGACAGGAGAGUUCUCCACGGAAAACCAGCCUCGUGAUAGUGGAGUCUGCUGAUGACCAACCACCGACCUUUGAAAGACGCGAUGAAGAUGCAGCAUUUGAAAAGGGAGAUGAUAUGCCUGACAUACCCCCUGAAACAGUCACAGAAGAAGAAUACGUUGAUGAGCAUGGACACACCGUGGUGAAGAAGGUUACUAGGAAAAUCAUUAGGCGGUAUGUAUCCUCUGAAGGCACAGAGAAAGAAGAGAUUACAAUGCAGGGAACGCCACAGGAACCUGUCAACAUCGAGGAAGGGGAUGGCUAUUCCAAAGUUAUAAAGCGCGUCAUAUUGAAGAGUGACAUUGAACAGUCAGAGGUAACGUUGUCUGAGCCCAGCAUUUUGUCCAGUACCUCACAAUUUCAGGCUGAACCAGUGGAAGGCCGUAGAGUCAGCAAAGUUGUUAAAACAACUAUGGUACGUGGAGAGAGGAUGGAGAAACAUCUGGGGGAUUCUAGCUUAGCCACUGACCUUCCUUCAGCCAAAGAUGACUUUGAAGAGGACAACAAUGAGUAAAGCCAGUACACAGAAGAGGGCUGUGGUGAAGGACCAGCCUGGAAAACGCAUUGUCUUGGAGCACCUGGAGGAUGUACCAGAAGCACUAGACCAGGAUGACCUCCAGCGCGACCUCCAGCAGCUCCUUCGGCAUUUCUGCCAGGAGGACUUGAAGCAAGAGGCCAAAUGAGGGGCUGCCUAAUUCUCACACAGAAACCACACAUUCACUCAAUAUGCAAUUUCCCAUUUUGGUAGAGGCGUGACCUAAAACUGACCUAAUUUAUGGGAUACCCUGACAUUUCCACUGUUAGCAAAUAUACUCCAUUCAUUUUAGUUUUCCCCCAUCCUCUUUAACUAUAAGCUAAUUUGUGACCAAAGAUAGCAUCCUUCAUUCUGGGUGCUGUAUCCACUACUUUGUUGUGUCUGUGCUAACCUGGGAACUGGCCACUUCCAUUGAUCCUUGCUUCUGCAAAAGCUCCAUGAAAAUCCAUUGAUCAGAAGAACUUCACCUGCAGACCUCUUCAAAUGACAAUGUAUAGAAAUCCUUCAAAGGGAUAUCCUUGUACAAUGUAUAUAGCUGAAAUGCUCAGAUGAACAACAUAUUAAAAUUAAAACCACUGCCUAUUAUAACUACACUGGGCAUCACGGAAUAAAAAUCCUCUAGAAAUUGCCGAACGAUGGUUAAUUAAGAUAUUGCUAACACAAUCAAAUGAUAAUACAGUUCUGCAAAAGAAGCACUUCACACCUACCAUGUCCUUAGAACUUCCAGAGUAGCCACUGCUCCUAGUUAAAGAUGGGUUAAUAACCUUGAAGAACUGCCCUAAAUAAGAAGUGAUUGCUGGUGCUGGCCAGCUAUGAUCUAUGACUCCAACAGCCACUCUGAGGGCGGGGAAGAAAGGAGCAGAAGGCAAGCGGAAUGAGACUGAGCUAUUCCAUUGCUAGCAGCUACAUCCUGUGGCAUUCUAGCAUCUUCAGGUCUUCUAGAUUUCGGACACGUUGGCAGGGUAUUUUAAAAGCUAUAACUACUGUAGUUUUCCAGUUUUCAUUGCUGCUUUAGCAAACCACACUGUCUUACUGGUGGUUCUUUCUUCUGGCCACUGCACUGUAGAUAAUUCAUUGGAAACAAGAUCUCCCUAUUACAUAAACUCCUUCACUAUGUUGGAGUGGUUUCUUUUUUCUUUUUUUUCUUUUCUAGGUUUCUAUCUUCUCUAAUACCUGCAUGUGGCAUUUAAAAAUCAAAGUCACAGUCAAAAACCCCUCUUCUAGUCACAUUAAUGUUUUUUUUUUUUGUUUUUUUUUUUACCCUGAGUGAGCACUUUUCACUUUCCAGCUAGGUCUGUUUUUCAGCUUGCAGACAAGAUUGAGAAAUCCCUGAAAAUUUGGUUUUGGUUAAAAGUUUUGGUUUAUUUAUCUGAAAUCCCAAAUCCCUUGGAAACUCUUAAGUGCUUUGUGCACUUUCGUAUUUGUUUCAAAGAAGGGAUUAUAACAUUCUGAGUGAUUCCCAUGUCCUAUUCCUUAUCCCUCUAGUGGUUGAAGCUGUGUAGCAUUUUAACAUAUAUAUAUUCACAAAUAUAUUCAUAUAAACAGUAUACAUUUUGGAUCAGUUAUUUGUUAAAGAAAAGUAUAUUCAAUGAAAAUGAAAUUUUAAAAAGAUACAGAGUCUAUCCUCCAGGGAUUGAACGUUUUCCAAUUAUCUGGUCUUUUCCUGUUGUGCAAAAAUGACUCAUUGCUCCGAAUGUCAAAAACAAAUGCAACCAACAAUGGCACUUCAUUAUUUAGAGCAAUGUUGCCAAGAGAGAAAAUUUCCUGGGAGGGAGGCUUCCCACAAGCCAAAUCUCCUAAACCUCAAAUGCUAGCACUUUUUGGCAGUUGGAUAGGAAAUAAAACAUUCUUUGGCAGCCAAAAUGAGAGAGGCCCAUGGUGAAACUUUUUGAAACACACUAUGGCCUUCUUGUCAAAACCUUCACUGGAGCUCAAGAGAAGCAUUUCUGUUGUGUUAUAUUGCAGUGCAGAUGAUGUCUGUGUAACAGCAUAAUGGUUAUUCACCUUUUUUUGAUUUUGAUUUUUGCUGUGUUAUCAAAAAACUUGAAUACUGUGAGAAGAAGUGAAUUUUCAGUUGAUGAAUCAGCAUCUUGUUCCCAUGGUGAUAACACUAAUUGAAUAUAUCUAUGAGGGCAUGUAUUAGUUAAUGGAAAAAAAUACAACACUAACAAUACAUAGCUGCAAUGUGUACAAUGGCUGAUUUAAUUAAAUAAAAUGUACAAGUGUUAAAUGUGG
Molecule: messenger RNA, 8679 nt
Organism: Galeopterus variegatus (Sunda flying lemur)
Lineage: Eukaryota; Metazoa; Chordata; Mammalia; Dermoptera; Cynocephalidae
Gene: ANK2
Product: ankyrin 2, neuronal
Exons: 47
Coding region: 541-6423 (1960 amino acids)
Biological process (GO): protein localization to T-tubule; signal transduction; regulation of cardiac muscle contraction
Cellular component (GO): T-tubule
Molecular function (GO): protein binding
Source: RefSeq, a predicted model, not a curated record